AUGGAUUCAAGUCAUCUCUGGGCCUGGCUAGGCCUCGCCGCCGUGGGAGGCGUGCUCUAUGUCGCUGGUAUCGUCGUGUACCGCAUCUUCUUCCAUCCUCUGGCAAAGUAUCCAGGACCGUUCAUCGCAAAGGUCACGGAUGGGUACCAGCUCUAUCACGCCUGGAAUGGCGAUAGACAUCUCGACUUCUACAAGCUUCACAAGCAAUACGGCAAAAUCGUCCGCUUCGGGCCCAAUUCAGUUUCCUUCAACUCCGCCACGGCUCUCAAGGAAAUCUACGGCUUCCGCUCCAACGUCGGCAAGGCAGAGUUCUACAACGCCUUCGUCCACCCGGCGCCCAACACUCACAACGCCCGCGACAAGGACGUCCACGCCCGUAAGCGCCGCGUCCUCGCCCACGGCUUCUCCGACUCGGCCAUGAAGGAGAUGGAGCGCUACAUCAUCGGCAACGUGCGCUCCUUCACCGCCGAGAUUGGUCGCGGCGCGUCCGCUGAGACAAAGGGGUGGUCGACGCCCAAGAAUAUGACGGACUGGUGUAAUUACCUCGCCAUGGAUAUCUUGGGAGACUUGUCGUUUGGAAAAGCGUUUCAUAUGCUCGAGGCGCCGGAUAACCGGUUUGCGUUGGACUUGAUCGCUGCGGCGACCAAGAGGCAUCUUCUUUGCGGUACCAUGCCCAUCGUCGACAAACUCAAGCUCGACAAGCUCCUCUUCCCGACCAUUGCGGCUGGACGCGCGCGGUAUAUGGCCUACAGCAAGGCGCAGCUGACGGAGCGGACGAAGCUUGGCGAAGAUACGGAUCGACGCGACUUCUUCUACUACCUCCUCAAGGCGCGUGACCCGGAGACUGGACUGGGCUUCUCGACGCCAGAGCUCUGGGGCGAGUCGAACUUGCUCAUCAUCGCCGGCGCCGACACCACGUCAACAGCCAUGGCAGCGACCCUCUUCUACCUUUCCCGCAACCCUGCGGCGCUCCAGCGCGCAACAGCCGAGAUUCGCAGCAAGUUCUCCGAAGUCGAGGAAAUCCGUCAAGGCGCGACAAUCAACACAUGCACCUACCUCCGCGCUUGCAUAGACGAAGCGAUGCGCCUGUCCCCCUCCGUCGGUGGCCUGCUCCCGCGUGAGGUUCUCGCAGGCGGCAUGACCAUUGACGGCGCGCAUAUUCCCGCCGGAACCGUCGUUGGCACACCGCACUACACGAUCCACCACAACGAGGACUACUUCCCCUCAGCGUACGACUACGUUCCCGAGCGAUGGAUUGUCGGCGCGGCAAACCCGUUGUUUGGGGGCAGAGAGACGACCGAGGCCGACACGGCGAGGGCGCAGAGCGCGUUUUGUCCGUUCUCGAUUGGAGCCAGAGGAUGUAUUGGCAAGGGGCUCGCGUAUGCUGAGAUGUCGACCGCAUUGGCGAGGACGUUGUUCUUGUACGACGUGCGCAAGGCGGUGGGCGUACUUGACCCGGCUGAGGGACGCGCAGAUUUGGAUGAGGGCCGGAGGCGGGUCUCGGAGAUGCAGUUGUACGACACAUUUACGAGUAUGAAGGAUGGACCGUUGUUGGAGUUCAGGGCGAGGGCGUGA
Colletotrichum costaricense is the source of this 1575-nucleotide messenger RNA. Its product is annotated as cytochrome P450. Gene Ontology annotation, molecular function: heme binding; iron ion binding; monooxygenase activity. The record is from RefSeq and is a predicted model, not a curated record. Lineage: Eukaryota; Fungi; Ascomycota; Sordariomycetes; Glomerellales; Glomerellaceae. Bases 1 to 1575 code for a protein of 524 amino acids. The transcript has 5 exons.